AAACCAACAACUUUUCUUACUUCGAUUACCUCCUUUCAAUAAUAUACUCCCCACACUCGAAUUCUCCAAGCAUACACUCACAAUGGUGGAACACGAGCCAGAACCCAAGCGCUUCGAACCCAAGGUCCCUGUUCAGCUGGAUCCUCCAAAGGAUGAUCCGAUCACAGUGGAGGAAUUGUCCAAAUGCGACGGCACGGAUUCCAGCCGGCCAACUCUCGUCGCGAUCAAGGGAAUUGUGUUUGAUGUGAGCAAGAAUCCUGCUUACGGUCCCAAUGGCCAGUAUCACGUCUUCGCCGGAAAGGAUCCUUCCCGGGCCCUUGCCUCCUCGUCUCUGAAGCCUGAGGAUUGCAGGCCGGAUUGGUAUGAUUUGGACGAUAAGGAGAAGACGGUGCUGAGUGAAUGGUUUACCUUCUUCAGCAAGAGAUACAACAUCGUCGGAAAGGUGAAGGAUGCUACAAACUACUAGUGCGCCUGAUGACAACCUACGGUCUGUAACGGCGCUGGGUUAUGCUAUUGUAUGAAGGUACUAUAUACCCCAUGAAUUCAUGAAAUCCUACGCGAUCUUUUCCAUUGCCAAAUCGGACAAUAUAACAAGUGCUUU
Messenger RNA from Aspergillus novofumigatus IBT 16806, 601 nucleotides. Its product is annotated as putative progesterone binding protein. Bases 83 to 466 code for a protein of 127 amino acids. Lineage: Eukaryota; Fungi; Ascomycota; Eurotiomycetes; Eurotiales; Aspergillaceae. The record is from RefSeq and is a predicted model, not a curated record. The transcript has 3 exons. Gene Ontology annotation, cellular component: endomembrane system; membrane.